AUGCUGCUGCGCGUACUCUGCCUCGCAGGUCUGGGGUUGGCACUACCUGCAUCUCCCGGGGCGGAUGCUGACUUUGACAUUGAUGCGCACUUCUCGAGGUACAUUCUCGGCAAACUGUUCUAUUACAACGGCACCAGCCAGCGCACCCCAAACGGCGACAGGCUUGUCUAUGGCCGGCGGGGCAGAGUGGUUGGUUAUUCGGACGAUUUUCUGUUCAUGCGGUUUCCAGGCAACAAGGACACCGUCCCUUGCAAGGGCGAGUCGUACACGCGCGCCGAGUUCCGCGCCUUUUACGGCUCCCUCGAGCAGUGGCACGCCGCGGCUCCCUUGAGCAGUGGCAGCUCAGGCACGCCUCAGUCAGGCGGGGCGGCGGCGGGCUCUUCGGACUCGCCGUAUCCCCGCGCCUCCGCGCUGCCGCCGGGCUGGAGCAAGAUCACCGACUACGGCAAGAUCAAGGGCUACCGCGGGCCGGACGGCAAGAAGGUCACGACGAAGAGGGCGGCGUGGCGCCUGCACGAGGAGGCGGCGGAGGAGACGGGGGCGAGCUCCGAGACUAAGGAGGUCGAGGUGGAGGUUGACGAGGAGGAUGGCCCCGAUUGUGGCGUGGCGCCGCCGCCGCGCCCCGCCGCUCCACCGCCACCUCGCCCCGCCGAGCGUGCCGCACCGCUCUCGGCCGCGCCGCCCUCUGAGCUGGCGGCCAGGGCCGCCGCAACGUCUGCCGCUUACGGGGCGUUGACGCCCCCCCGCAAGCGGCAGAAGACUGGCGGCGCUGGCGGCAGCAGCACGAGUGGCGGCGGCGUCUCCGAGGACGCCAUGCUGGCGGCGGCUGCGGCGGCAGAUCCGCAAGAGAUCGUGACGGCGAUCGUGUGCGACGGCUGCGAGGCGGCGUUUGAGCUGCCGCCCGGCGAGCUCGUCCCAGAUGGCGACUGGUUCUGCGCGGCGUGCAAGUCCGCUGAGCCGCAGGGAGCGGCGGCCACCGCCAGCGCCACCGGCGCUUCCUCCUCCGCCGCCGCCUCCGGCGCCCAACGGCAGGCGCCGCCGCCGCCGCCACGGCCGCCGCCCCAGAAGCUGCCGCCGAAGCUUGGUGUCGGCGCCCGAGUACGCGUCAAGGGCAAGGGCUAUGGCAUCGUGCUGAAGCAGGAGCGGGAUGGCGAUUGGUUGACGGUGCAACUGGACAGCACCGGGGGACCAAUCAAGGCGCAAUCAACGGCGGUCUUCGCUACCGGCGAGGGGCAGGAGGCAUCGGCACCGGCGGGUGGGGAAGCGGCCAGGAGCGGCGGCACCCCCUCAAAGCCAGACGGCCCUCCGUCGCCGAGCGCUACGGCUGAGCAUCAGGCUGAGUUGGACGAGGUGAGGCGAGAGGCGGCGGCGGAGGCGGCGGCGCGUGUGGCGGCGGAGGAGAGGAGCGCCGCCCUCGAGCGGAGGGCCCAGGUCGCCGAGGAGAAAAGCGUCGAGUUCGAGCGGAGGGAGAAGGAGGAGAAGGCGGCGCGCGAGGCGGCAGAGGCCAAGCUGAGUGCCGCUGAGGAGGAGUUGGCGUCGCAGAAGGCGGCGCGCGAGGAGGAGAAGGAGGCGCGUGAGGCGGCCGAGAGGCGCCUGGCAGAGGAGAGGGAAAGCAGCGCCGCCGAGAUCGCCGCGCUCAAGAUGGACACCGAAAUCUUGUGGAGGCGGAAUCUACAAAACUAG
This is a messenger RNA of Emiliania huxleyi CCMP1516, 1683 nucleotides long. RefSeq lists its product as hypothetical. NCBI's taxonomy places the organism in Eukaryota, Haptophyta, Isochrysidales, Noelaerhabdaceae. The record is from RefSeq and is a predicted model, not a curated record. Bases 1 to 1683 code for a protein of 560 amino acids. The transcript has 2 exons.